Messenger RNA from Elgaria multicarinata webbii, 1271 nucleotides. RefSeq names its product synapse differentiation inducing 1 (gene SYNDIG1). NCBI's taxonomy places the organism in Eukaryota, Metazoa, Chordata, Lepidosauria, Squamata, Anguidae. Gene Ontology annotation, cellular component: postsynaptic density membrane; synaptic vesicle membrane; excitatory synapse. The record is from RefSeq and is a predicted model, not a curated record. Gene Ontology annotation, biological process: positive regulation of synapse assembly; synaptic vesicle clustering. Bases 53 to 820 code for a protein of 255 amino acids. The transcript has 3 exons.
AUCCUGACUGGGACUUCAGUGCAUUGAGACAGAAGAGGAAAAGGAACACAGGAUGGAUGGCUUAGUUGAUCAUGAAAGUGUGCUUAAGCACAAUAAAGCUGCUGAUAGCAAGAAGAGGAAUGGGUUGAUUAACACAAGGAACUUGAUGGCCGAGGGCAGGGAGGGAUUGGUGUCUGUGUACCCGGCCCCUCAGUAUCAGAGUCGGCAGAUUGGGACUCUCUGCUCUCCAAACUACCCCAGGAAUGACCCAGUGCAACAACUCCUUGACCCCAAGACGCUACCACAGACAUUGGAGUCCCGCUAUCACCCAAACAUCAUCCUGUAUUCGGAGAGCAUGCUGCGAUCAUGGGGAGAAAGCCUGAGUGCCGAAUGCUGUGAAACAACUUUUAUUGAGGACAGGUCACCUACCAAAGACAGCCUGGAUUACCCCGAUGGCAAAUUUGUCAGUCUGUCCACAGAUGAGAUCAAGAUCCAUGCACUCUCCUACGACAUGGAAGAUGACGAUGACUUCCAGGAACUAGAGAGUGAUUACUCAAGUGACACCGACAGCGAAGACCAUUUCCUUAUGAUGCCUCCCAGGGACCAUCUUGGGCUUAGUGUGUUCUCCAUGCUCUGUUGCUUCUGGCCUCUGGGAAUUGCCGCCUUCUAUCUGUCACAUGAGACGAACAAAGCCAUUGCUAAAGGAGACUUCCACCAGGCGAGCUCCAGUUCACGACGAGCCCUCUUCUUGGCUGUGCUAUCCAUCACUAUUGGAACAGGCAUCUAUGUAGGGGUUGCUGUGGCACUCAUAGCUUACCUGUCCAAAAAUAAUCACUUAUGAAACUCAAAGAAUUGCUACAGAGAACCACGGACCAUAACAUUUAAAAUAUCACUUGUUUUGAUGGUAACAAGGGAAGCUGUAUCUUUAUAUCAUAUGAAUUCUGAAAAGGAAUGUUCCGGAUCUCUUCAACCCUUCCAGUUCAUUUUGAAUGUUGGCAAUACCAUCAUUGCAAAAAGCCAAGAAAUCCAGGUUCUUUCCAGAAAUAAAGCGUUGUCUUCAGAACUUGUUUGUUUGCAAUUUGCUGGUGGUCUAGUUGGAUGAGACCCAAUGGGAGGUGUCAGCUAUAUUGUCAAAAGGAGAGAGACAUCUGAAUGUACAGUACUAAAGUUUGAUAGACUGUUUCCUGCAUAAGAAAGCCAAUUCCUGUCUUGGUUUUGGAUGAUUAAGGAGGAGAAACAGCUGGCUCAGUGCAUCUCGUCUGACUAAGCCUCAAAUAUGAACAAACUGCAAA